GUGGGUGAUGGUGCCAGGGAGGACCAAUCACACGCCGCCAACUGUGUGUAGAGUCAUCACUUGCUUCACUCCUCUCACUGUUCUCUUAACCUUCCUCACUGUUGCUGCUGCCUCACAACACUAAGUUCCGUCGUGGCGAUGAAGUGGCACUUGGGAACAGUAUUGUUACUGGCGUGCAUUGCUGCUGCUACGUCAUUAAAAUUGGAUGAAUGUGAAGUAUGUAUCACCUUCCUGGGCAAGUUCAGUGAGACACUCUCAGAAGAGGAUAAGGCUAAUCCUACAAGAAUUGAAGACAAAUUUAGAACAGCAUGUGAAGAUGCAAAGGGUAAAGACAAUCGCUUCUGCUACUAUAUUGGUGGUUUGGAAACAUCUGCCACAGGCAUUUUAGGAGAAAUGUCCAAACCAAUGUCCUGGGGAAUGCCAAUGGACAAGAUUUGUGAGAAAUUAAAGAAAAAAGAUGCCCAGAUAUGUGACCUAAGAUAUGAGAAGCAGAUUGAUCUAAAGAAUGUGGAUUUGAAGAAGCUUAAGGUCAGAGACCUAAAGAAGAUUCUUAAUGACUGGGAUGAAUCUUGUGAUGACUGCUUAGAGAAAGGAGACUACAUAAAGAGAAUUGAAACUCUUAAACCCAAGUACAUGCGAGGUGAACUGUAAUGUGGAUGAAACUAGGAUGAAGAGGCUAGUGCUUACUAUUUAUUUUUGUGAUGGGCAUUGCGUUCAAACUAUGAAAGAGUAUAACUGAACAUCUGAAGUAUUGAAGAACACUGAGUUUAGGUUCUUAAUUGUUUUAGUGUGUGGCAGUGCAUGAAGUCAUUGAAAUGAUUUGUAGUGAAUUAGACAUGAAGAUUUAAUUAUAUUCCCUUUACUAUUAACUUUUCCUUGUCAGAUUUGGGCUAGAUGAUCUUGCCCUUACAAAAGAGAUUAAAAAUGUUUUAUUGAAUAUUUGCAAGUUUGGAGGGGUUCAGUUUUUAGAAUAUAAAAACUUUUGCAACUAGAGGAAACUUUUCUAUUACUAGAUACUGUCCAAAUUGAUACAUAGUUAUACCAGCUCUUUGUGUAAAAUUCUUGCAUCUGCAUACACUAGUCACUUAGCAUAUUUAUUUACUUCAGUUACUUUCAUAAAGUGAAAAUGUGAAGGAAAAUUUCUCUUAAUUUUCUUAUUCACUGUAGCACAAACAGGUAACACUACAAAUAAUUUUGAGGAUUUUAUAAAUGUUGUUAAUAAAUCCUUUUGUAUA
Cherax quadricarinatus is the source of this 1235-nucleotide messenger RNA. RefSeq names its product mesencephalic astrocyte-derived neurotrophic factor (gene Manf). Lineage: Eukaryota; Metazoa; Arthropoda; Malacostraca; Decapoda; Parastacidae. Gene Ontology annotation, cellular component: endoplasmic reticulum. Gene Ontology annotation, biological process: neuron projection development; dopaminergic neuron differentiation. The record is from RefSeq and is a predicted model, not a curated record.